AUGUUAAUAACUCCCCGCACUUCCGCGAAUAAGCUCGUUGAUAUUAACGUGGAAAUUCAUGCUUUUCAGUCCUCUCUCUUGGUCUUUCGGCAAACAUUGCAAGCGAAAGUUGCUAGGUCAUUGAAUCGUGUCAAGUUUUUUGUGCCAGGUGGAACAGCACGGUCGGAUUCUUACCGAUUAGUCGUUCGAGCUGAAAAUGACAAUGAAUCAUUUGAAGAAAUAAUACCCGGUGCACCGGAUCUAAGGAAUAUUUAUUUACAAACCGACAAAACCGUUUAUAAACCAACUGAUACUGUUAAAGUACGAGCAUUACCAAUUACAACAAGCGGCAAGUUGUACGAUGAAUCAGUGAAUUUCGCACUUGUGAAUCCUGAUGGUUUUGAACUCAUACAUAAAACCAGAUCGACUACUAACAAUCGAUUUCUUGCUGUAGAAUUUCAAUUACCAGACCAUUUGGUUUUUGGCGAAUGGAAAAUUUUGGCACAACCGGAUCAUCAAAAGCUAUACACCUAUUCAAUUACAUUUCAAGUGCAAAAAUACGAGCUAUCACCAUUUCGCGUUCAUAUCCUGGCCAAAGAAACUGGUGAUCUUGAUUUGUAUGAAAUAGAUGUGCUAGCAAGGCAUGCUAAUGGCCGACAAAUAUCGGGACAAGUGUCAAUUUGGUGCGAUUGUGAUGGGAACAGUAGCAAGUCAUUAAUACGAUCCGAUUCAGGAAAAUCAUUUCUCUGUAUCUUGAAAUCGUCCAAGAAUGUAUCGCCUCCCAGUCACGAAUCAAAAGGAUUAAAAAUUUAUUCAGUUUGA
Cercopithifilaria johnstoni is the source of this 801-nucleotide messenger RNA. NCBI's taxonomy places the organism in Eukaryota, Metazoa, Nematoda, Chromadorea, Rhabditida, Onchocercidae. The record is from the annotation of a GenBank genome assembly.